ACUACACAUCCUUGAGCAUUGAGCUCCCUUAAUCAAGAGCCACGAUCCAAUAAGCACAAACACCUGCAUUACCCCUCCUUGUCUCGACAAUGGCGAGCGCCGCCGUGCUUCUCCUCAUCACGGUGCUGGCCACUGCCAGUGCCCUUGUUCCAGCCAUGGCCGGCACCAGCCCAAGCCCCCGUCACCCAGCGGCAAGGAGGAGCCGCUUCCUGCUUGUUGGCGGCACCGUCCACCCGCCGCUGCCAGCGUACGACUGCUCGAAGAAGUCGGCCGGAGCAUGCCUUGCGACGGGGACGGCGUGCUGCAGCGGCCAGUGCGUGGACACUGUCGCCAGCGUCCAUCACUGCGGCGGCUGCGACAAAGCGUGCAAGCACGGCCGGAUGUGCUGCGGUGGUCGCUGCGUGGAUCUCCUCUCCGACAAGAAGAACUGUGGCGCCUGCUCUAACCAGUGCAACAAGAAGUGCAGCUAUGGAUUCUGCGACUACGCGCAGUAAUUAAUCAAGUUCAACAUUACCAUGCGCCGUUGACAGUCGUAUCUGACGAUCUGCACUUAGAUACAUAGCUAUGUGCGCAUGCAGAGGCGAGGAGUGGGCUUGAGCUUAUAUACUAUCAAAACCUAUGGAUUAUAAUUACACUUCUGCUUCAGUACACCCCCUAAACACAAAAACGGUCCAGAUUGAUCGAUACUUCUUCAUAAUAAAUGACAAGAUGGUUAUAUUCACGUA
Molecule: messenger RNA, 725 nt
Organism: Hordeum vulgare subsp. vulgare (domesticated barley)
Lineage: Eukaryota; Viridiplantae; Streptophyta; Magnoliopsida; Poales; Poaceae
Product: stigma-specific STIG1-like protein 3
Exons: 1
Coding region: 90-494 (134 amino acids)
Source: RefSeq, a predicted model, not a curated record